CACCCUCACAGGGAAGAAUUUCUUCCUGGUAUCUAAUCUAAAUCUAUCCUCUCUCAGCUUAAAGCCAUUCCCCUUUUCUUGUCUUGAUGCUGCUUAAAACCAAAACUUGCGUGUUACUUCCUUUACCACUAAAACUUAUUUUUCCUUCUCAUCAACAGGAUAAAACCUACAAAUUUAACCAUGGGAAUUCUGAGCCAGCUAUCAAUCAUUCACCUCCUCUGGGCUGUUAUAGUCUUUUGUCAAUAUGAAGACUAUGAUUUUGAGGAUGAAUAUGAUGAGGUGCCAGAUCAACACUCAUUUUAUUUUAAUCCAAGUACACAAGCUGAAGUUCCUCACUUUCCUUUUCCAGUUGAGUGUGCCAGAGAGUGCUUUUGUCCACCAGCUUUUCCAUUAUCAAUGUACUGUGAUCAUCGUAAACUUAAGACAAUACCAAAUAUCCCUAGUCACGUCCAACAACUUUAUCUGCAAAGCAACGAUAUUGAAGCUGUGCCUGCAGGACCAUUCUCUAAUGUUACCUUCCUAAGAGAAAUUAACCUCAGCCACAACAAAAUUAAAUUUCAUAUGAUCGACCAUGGUGUUUUUGCCAAACUUCCAAACUUACUGCAAAUUCAUUUACAACAUAAUGAAUUAGAAGAAUUUCCAUUCCCACUCCCUAGCUCUCUCGAGAGACUCCUCCUUGGUUUCAAUAAGAUUUCUCGGCUAUCUGGAAAUGCACUGGAAGGACUGCCUAACAUAACCAUGCUUGACCUCUGCAAUAACUUUCUUGACGACUCAGUACUCAAAGGAAAGCCCUUUUUAAACAUGAAAAAUUUAAUGCAGCUAAACUUAUGCAACAACAAAUUGCAGACUAUGCCCCCUGAUCUACCAUCAUCACUUAUGUAUCUCUCUCUUGAAAAUAACUCAAUUUCUUCUGUUCCAGAAAACUAUUUCAACAGACUUCCAAAAAUCAUUGCACUAAGAAUGUCUCGCAAUAACCUGCAGAACAUUGCACGCAACACUUUUAAUCUACCCAACCUUCUAGAACUUAAUCUUGGACAUAACAAAUUGAAACAAGUUUUCUAUAUUCCAAGAAGUUUGCAGCAUUUGUAUAUCGAAGACAAUGACAUUGAAUUCAUAAAUGUUACUUUGAUGUGUCCAUCUAUUGAUCCACUGAACACCAACCAAUUAACCUAUAUACGGGUGGACCAAAAUAAGCUUACAAUUCCAAUCAGCACAUAUGCUUUCUUUUGCUUUCCUCACAUUCGAACCAUUUAUUAUGGUGAACAAAAUGUUAAUGGCAACAAAUCAACUCAACUAAGAAUGACAGUCUUCCGACGAUUUUUAACACCAGAAGAAUACCAUGAAGCAGAUGACGACCAUGAAAUACAGGAUCACGAAACUGAAGAGGACCACGAAGCAGAAGAUAACUAUUUUCAUCCAUACCUUCAGUGAAGUAAUUAUCAUUAAUGGGUAUAUAUAGAAACUGUUACUUAGUUGUAGGGUAUUCAUAUCCACUACAGAACAGUGGGAUAGUUUGGGAUAUUUAAGAUACAUCUAUAAAGUGGAGAUAAGAUUUUAGUGUAGGUAAAAGCCUGUUAUUGAUGAAGUAAAAAACAUAAUACUAGGAGGAAAGAGCACCUCAGCAUUAGAUAGCAACCUAAUAUACAACCUGGGUUGAUGAUGGACCUAUCCUUAUGGUGAGCAGCCUAACUUGAAGAAAAUUGACCUGAAAAAGCUUUUAUGUUCUAAAGUGAUCCAGCUUGCAAAAUUCGUAAAAUAUAAAUCAAUCUCAUGCUCAAUAGCAACAAGCAAAUAAGGCACACAUCUGUCCAGCUACACACUAGAGAAAAUAAGAGGGUGAGAUCACAGAGAUACUUCCACAAGGUUGCUCCACAACUUCCACAAAUGAAGAUGUUUCUUCUUCCAAUUUCUAAUUUGACAGGGAAAAAAACCCACAACAACAGUUUCAAAUGUGCCUCAUAUUAUGUUUGCAGUGUCCUGCCAACAUGUAUUAUAACAUGUACUUCUCAGCUUGUACCUCAACUACCACAACUCAUUCAAGUCAAAGGAGAUUGUAGUUUACUAGUAAUAUAGGCAAUAAAUGACCACUCAUAGGUCUUAGAAUCUAGGGAAAAUUAUGUGCAUUAAUACAACUGAACCACCAGUAUUUACAUUUUACCUAUGCUUUUUCCCAUUAUUUUAGAAGGCAAAUUAAAGUGUGAUUUAAUCUUUUUAUUAUAAU
Molecule: messenger RNA, 2221 nt
Organism: Neopsephotus bourkii (Bourke's parrot)
Lineage: Eukaryota; Metazoa; Chordata; Aves; Psittaciformes; Psittacidae
Gene: OMD
Product: osteomodulin
Exons: 2
Coding region: 181-1431 (416 amino acids)
Molecular function (GO): protein binding
Source: RefSeq, a predicted model, not a curated record